Plasmodium malariae is the source of this 381-nucleotide messenger RNA. RefSeq names its product conserved Plasmodium protein, unknown function. NCBI's taxonomy places the organism in Eukaryota, Apicomplexa, Aconoidasida, Haemosporida, Plasmodiidae. The record is from RefSeq and is a predicted model, not a curated record. Bases 1 to 381 code for a protein of 126 amino acids. The transcript has 6 exons.
AUGGAAACAAUGAACGAAAAUUAUAUAAACUCGCUGAAGAGGCUGAAAGAGAUUUCCAAAACGAUUGAAUCUACAUUGCAGCAGAAUAAUAGAUUAAAGAGCAUAUUAGCAAGUGAAAUGUAUUUUAGGAAAAAAUGUGAAGCCUCCAUAGAAACGAUUGAAAACACCACAGAUAAACAGGAAUGUUUUAGAAAAGUGUCUAAAAUGAAGUCAAGGGAUGAGAUAAAAAAAGAGUUGAACGAGGAAAUAGCCCAUUACGAUAAACACACUCCCCAUCUAGUGGAUUUACGAAAAAAGCUAAUCGAUAAGCUGUCAAAUUUGAAGGAGCAGUACUUAGAAACGCAUGAAUAUAUUGAACGGGAGGCGAACAGUGCUUCUUAA